AUGGGAGAAUCAAGACAAGAGCUCGUGGCAUGGCUUAACAACCUGCUACAACUUAAUAUCACAAAAGUUGAACAAUGUGGCACCGGUGCUGCGUUAUGCCAAGUCUUUGACAGUAUUUUCCUCGAUGUACCGAUGUCAAAAGUCAAGUUCAAUGUCAAUACUGAAUAUGCAUAUCUACAAAAUUUCAAAGUUCUUCAAAACACCUUUACCCGCCAUCAAGUCGAUCGAAACAUCCAUGUCGAACAACUUAUUAAAUGCAAGAUGCAAGACAACCUCGAAUUUCUACAGUGGACCAAGAGAUAUUGGGAUCAAUACUUUCCAGGAGGAGAAUAUGAUGCAGUAGCUCGCCGACGUGCUGCAGGGGGACCCGGUGCCGCACCAUCUGCUGCUCCAAGAGUAUCCGCCGGAAGUGGUGCAGCUCGCAGAGGAGUAACACCAACAACGAGCGGCGCAAGAGUUGCUAAGGUUGGAGCCGUUGGCGGUGGUGCAGCUUCAGCAGCACUGAAAGCAGAGAACGACACUCUGAAGGAAACAGUUGCAGGGCUAGAACGGGAACGAGACUUCUAUUUCAGCAAACUCAGAGAUAUCGAAUUACUGGUUCAACAAGCUUGCGAAGAGGACCCAGAGAUUGAGAAGCAGGAAGACGGCUUAAUCAAGCACAUUCAAACUAUCUUGUACUCGACUGAAGAUGGAUUUGAAAUACCGGCGGAGGCGGAGGUUGAUGACCAAGAAGAGACAUUCUAG
Molecule: messenger RNA, 744 nt
Organism: Botrytis fragariae
Lineage: Eukaryota; Fungi; Ascomycota; Leotiomycetes; Helotiales; Sclerotiniaceae
Product: putative microtubule associated protein eb1 protein
Exons: 4
Coding region: 1-744 (247 amino acids)
Biological process (GO): protein localization to microtubule plus-end; regulation of microtubule polymerization or depolymerization; spindle assembly
Cellular component (GO): microtubule organizing center; spindle midzone; cytoplasmic microtubule
Molecular function (GO): microtubule plus-end binding
Source: RefSeq, a predicted model, not a curated record